Rhineura floridana is the source of this 2860-nucleotide messenger RNA. RefSeq names its product integrator complex subunit 9 (gene INTS9). The record is from RefSeq and is a predicted model, not a curated record. The transcript is spliced from 17 exons. Bases 274 to 2178 code for a protein of 634 amino acids. Gene Ontology annotation, cellular component: integrator complex. NCBI's taxonomy places the organism in Eukaryota, Metazoa, Chordata, Lepidosauria, Squamata, Rhineuridae. Gene Ontology annotation, biological process: snRNA processing.
UUCAUUCUGGUGUGGAUGGAGAGGAAAAGGAGGAGGAGGGCGCCGUGAAAGGACUACAUAUCCCAGGGUGCUUUGAGAGGUUUAGGCCAGGAAAGAGAAAGAAGGAUGGUCUGCUGUAAAUAGAGCCGGGUAAAGCAUGAAGCUGGUAUGUGAAUUCCUUUUACUUGUGUUGGUGCUGGUUAUUCAUCAGAUCCAAUCUCAUUCCCUUAGUACUGCUUGUCCGGACAUCCGACACUACCAUGCAAUGUGCUCAAGUUCAAAUCAACCACCAUCAUGCUCGAUUGUGGGCUGGAUAUGACCUCCACCCUCAACUUUCUCCCACUGCCUUUGGUCCAGAGUCCAAGGCUAUCCAAGCUCCCAGGUUGGGUCUUAAAAGAUGGAAGCACUUUCCUAGAUAAGGAGUUGAAAGAGUGUGCCGGCCACGUGUUUGUGGAUUCCGUCCCUGAGUUCUGUUUGCCAGAGAUGGAACUGAUUGACCUCUCUACCGUGGACGUGAUCUUGGUCUCCAACUACCACUGCAUGAUGGCCUUGCCCUACAUCACAGAACACACUGGAUUCACCGGAACGGUGUAUGCCACAGAGCCGACGGUCCAAAUUGGCAGGCUUCUCAUGGAGGAGUUGGUCAACUUUAUUGAGCGGGUGCCAAAGGCUCAGUCUGCCUCCUUGUGGAAGAAUAAGGAAGUGCAAAGGCUGCUUCCCGCCCCCCUAAAAGAUGCAGUUGAAGUCGCUACAUGGAGAAGGUGCUACAGUAUGCAGGAAGUGAACUCGGCACUCAGUAAGAUCCAGCUGGUGGGCUAUUCCCAGAAAAUAGAGCUUUUUGGGGCAGUUCAGGUUUCUCCUCUGAGCUCCGGAUACGCUCUCGGCAGCUCCAACUGGAUCAUACAGUCCCAUUACGAAAAGGUUUCCUACGUCUCUGGAUCCUCGCUCCUCACGACACACCCGCAGCCCAUGGACCAAGCAUCUCUUAAGAACAGCGAUGUCCUCAUCCUGACCGGACUCACCCAGAUUCCCACCGCCAAUCCUGACGGCAUGGUGGGCGAAUUCUGCAGUAACCUUGCUAUGACCAUUCGGAACGGGGGGAAUGUUCUGGUCCCCUGCUACCCCUCCGGAGUGAUCUACGACCUCCUGGAGUGCCUGUAUCAGUACAUAGAGUCCGCCGGCCUCUCCAACAUUCCCUUCUACUUCAUUUCGCCUGUCGCAAACAGCUCCCUCGAAUUCUCCCAGAUCUUUGCCGAAUGGCUGUGUCACAAUAAGCAGACGAAGGUGUACCUGCCGGAGCCGCCCUUCCCUCAUGCUGAGCUGAUUCAGACCAACAAGCUGAAGCAUUAUCCCAGCAUCCACGGAGACUUCAGCAAUGAUUUUAAGCAGCCUUGUGUAGUGUUCACAGGACACCCCUCGCUUCGUUUUGGGGAUGUGGUGCAUUUCAUGGAACUGUGGGGGAAGUCCAGCCUUAACACCAUUAUAUUCACAGAGCCUGACUUCUCAUACCUGGAUGCUUUGGCUCCAUACCAGCCACUGGCCAUGAAGUGUGUCUACUGCCCCAUCGACACCAGGCUGAACUUCAUCCAGGUCUCCAAACUGCUCAAAGAAGUACAGCCUCUGCAUGUGGUUUGCCCGGAGCAAUACACUCAGCCCCCACCCGCCCAGUCCCAUCGCACGGACCUGAUGGUGGACUGCCUGCCCCCACCCAUGUCCUAUCGCAGAGCCGAGGUGUUGGCUCUUCCUUUCCGGCGCCGCUACGAGAAGAUUGAAAUCACGCCGGAGCUUGCGGAUUCGCUGGUGCCCACAGAGAUGAAGCCGGGUAUUUCCUUGGCAACCGUUACGGCUGUUUUGCAUACUAAGGACAACAAGCAUGUGCUUCAGCUCCCUCCAAAACCUCCCCAGGCUCAAGCAGGCAAGAAGAGGAAGAAGGUGGCAGACGACGUGCCAGAGUUGAAACCCGUCAAGCCUCUGCUAAGUGGCUGCAUCCCUGUGGACCAGUUGGUACAGACUCUGGAGAAGCACGGCUUCAGCGACGUGAAGGUGGAGGACACGCCGAAAGGUCACAUUGUGCUCUUCCAAGAUGUGGAGACGCUCAUUCGCAUCGAGGAGGACUCCACCCACAUCAUGUGCGAAAGCGACGAGACGCUCCGGGUGAAGCUGCAGGAUCUGGUCCUCAAAUUCCUGCAGAAAUUCUAAGCCUCAGAGUCCCCCCUCUAGAACAAAGGAAAAAGAGGAAACAGAAAAAGGAAGGCGACCAAGAGGCAGCAACAGAAAGCAAAUAGUCGGUUCCAUGCUCAUCUUCCAUGUGCAAGAAAUAGAGCAAUUCUCCAUAAUGUAGUUGCCAACUCUUUCCACAGCAGAGCCUCCCAUGCUGUUAAACAACCAGGUGCAGUUUUCCCCAUCUUGGUACAAUGAAAGCAGCCAUCUUUUCUCCUCCCCCCCACCACCAAAAAAAAUGCCUUGGGAAAUAAUGCUACAUCAAGAGAGUGUGGACGUUUCCAGGGAAGGGGUUUUGAGGAAUGCCAGCAAGCUGUCCGUUGCACUUGCAUCGCCCCUUCAAGUGGGGGCGGAGCUUUUUGUAAAACAAAAAAACAAGGUGCCACUGACUUGCACCUCCUGUCCCGCCCUCCCAGUCUCCCUGAAGUAACCAAGAGAGAUUAAGGCAGCCUCCCCCAACCUGGUGGCUGCAUUUUCUCCUGUUUGAAAGGAACAAACCGUAAUAUUUUCAAAGCAGCAUUUUGUUUUAGUUUGUGAUGCUCCCACCCGCCCCCAUCCCCUCCUUCAAUUAUCUGUGUGUUUUCAAGCUUGUAAUUCUGGUUGUUUUCAUUAAAAAUAAAAUUGAGAGACCUGGUCAUAGUAGAUCACAUUUUUAAAAUAA